Messenger RNA from Phragmites australis (common reed), 1992 nucleotides. RefSeq names its product protein G1-like5. Gene Ontology annotation, cellular component: nucleus. The record is from RefSeq and is a predicted model, not a curated record. The transcript is spliced from 2 exons. The coding region runs from base 284 to 937 and encodes 217 amino acids. Lineage: Eukaryota; Viridiplantae; Streptophyta; Magnoliopsida; Poales; Poaceae. Gene Ontology annotation, biological process: mRNA transcription; response to light stimulus.
CUGCCCACUGUCUCCUCCCCCGUUCACUUGCACUCACUGUGGCACGCACAGCACAACCCCCCUUCGCCCUCGCUGCUCCAAUUAAUACUCAGACCCGCCCCUUGCUCCUGCCUCCCCUCCCCCCUUCACCCCAAGCUCGCCUCCCGCUUACUCACAAGAGCCAGCAUGCGGUGAGCAAGCGAGCUGCCGUCGUCUGUCUCCGGCGAUCUUGGAGGCGAAGCCGUGUUCCGCUCUGGCGGCUGGGUGACUGGCCGUCUCGAGGAGAAGAGGGGAGCCAAGUGAGAUGGACCUGGUGCCGCACCCGGACAGCCCGCACUCCGACAACAGCGGCGGCGGCUUGGGCGCCGCGUCGGGGGCCGUGUCGUCGGUGGCGUCGCCGGCCGGGGGGGCGGUGGCGUCGCCGGCCGGGGGGGCGGUGGCGUCGCCGAGCAGGUACGAAUCGCAGAAGCGCCGGGACUGGAACACGUUCGGGCAGUACCUGCGGAACCACCGCCCGCCGCUGUCGCUCGCGCGGUGCAGCGGCGCGCACGUGCUCGAGUUCCUGCGCUACCUCGACCAGUUCGGCAAGACCAAGGUGCACACCUCGGCCUGCCCCUUCUUCGGCCACCCGGCGCCGCCCGCGCCCUGCCCGUGCCCGCUGCGCCAAGCGUGGGGAAGCCUCGACGCGCUCGUGGGCAGGCUGCGUGCCGCCUACGAGGAGAACGGCGGCCGGCCUGAGAACAACCCUUUCGGCGCUCGCGCCGUCAGGCUCUACCUCCGUGAGGUCCGCGACCACCAGUCCCGCGCUCGCGGCGUCAGCUACGAGAAGAAGAAGCGCAAGAAGGCGGCGGCGCACCCGGUCCCGGCCCCAGUCAUCUCCUCCCACGACGGCAACGGCCACCACCAUCACCACCACCACCAGAUGCCGCCACCGCCGCCGCCCGGAGCCGCGGCGUGAACAUCCAUGUCCAAGAACGCCAGAGCCGCUCGCCGUGCACCCAACCGCGCGACGCGCGGCCGCGCCCCAUGUAUGCUACCGCAUGCACCACUCGCCUCCAUCGAUCUCUAGGAUCUCUGGCUAGCUCUUCCUCAUCUACUACUACUACUACCAUCUCUAGCGAGUUCUUGCUACAAUCCCUAGCUAGUCUAGCUACUAGUUCAUGGACUACUGCUACAAGUUAAUUACUUCCUAUUGGCACUUCUGCCGCCUCCCUAAUUAGGUCAGUUCUCUGACUAUUUCCCAACUUGAUGCUACUAUUUGCUGCAAAUUAUUUAAUUUCCUCAUCUCUGGCCUGCUCUUCCCUGCGUAAUUCAUCAUGCUGUUUGUGAUGAUAUGCCACCUGCUAGCUCCAUGACUUGUUUUAUAUUACCCGGCGACUUGAUCUUCUUUGUGAUCGGUUUGGUGCAGUUAAAUCAUCUUCUUUGAUUCUUCCUUGCUUGUUUCUUGCUGCAGAUCUAAUCUCUAUCUGAUCUUCUUGUUCUUGCAACAAGUAGAGAGGUUGCUGGUGUGAUUCUCUUCUCGUUCUUGGAACCUUGUUCUUGCAAGAAGUAGUAGGUGGUGUGAUAUGGUUGAGUCAUGUCAGUCUGUGUCGUCCUCUCAAGGAAUCUACGUACUGUUUCUCAGGGUCACGGAUGGAUUGGUUCAAAAAUGCCGAUGCUUGUGUGCAUGUGCUCUCUUUCGGGGCUCUUUGCAUUGCUUUUUAUGGUACUUGUACUGCUAAUACCAAAAAUAGCUAGGCUUGCCUCGACAUCUUAUGGGUGCCUGCCAGGGAGACGACCGAUUGGAAUGUAUGCAUAUAUAUAGUAGCAGAAGAUCACUUACUGGUACAAGCUGAGAUUGAACGACUCAUGAAUGUUUGUGUGUUCAAUGGUGGCCUUGUUUGGUACCUGUUGAUGCUAUGCAUGUCUUGUUUGGUACAGUACUAGUAAUUUAUGGCCCUUCGAUCUGAACCGUAAAAAAAUCAUGGGUUUUUUGUAAAAAAUCGUAAGAAAGCAGGUUGGUUUUCUUAGAAA